AUGGACUAUUCAUACUUUGCUCAACCGGCCCAACCUUACCAGUUCUUCGGCAUUGCACCUGCAAAGCCAGAGCUCUCAUAUACCCCGCAGGAAGAGCCACACAACGACCCUCUAGAUAUCUAUGAUCCCAACACUUUCCAGUUCUUCGACCAAAAUGCCCACUUCAACCCUCCAGCCAUCAUUCCCUCAACGCAGUCACCCCCUCUCUCAAUUCCCCAAUCGGAUUCGCUCCCAAACCCUCUGCCACUGCCUUAUGACCGCUCGUUAUCGCAGGACUUGACUGGGGAUGUAGACCUGGAUCAGGCCCCCGGAAGGGGGAGUAGUGACGACGACAAGGACAAUCUCACACCUGCACAGAGUCGGCGAAAGGCGCAGAAUAGAGCAGCACAGCGAGCUUUUCGCGAACGAAAAGAGCGGCACGUCAAAGACCUUGAAAUCAAGCUCAAGUCCAUGGACGCACACUCUACAGAUCUCAUGACGGAAAAUGAGCGUCUGAAGCGAGAACUGGAUCGGAUAGCCACCCAAAACGAGAUAUUACGCGCGACCACGACUCCGAGGAGAGCACCACAACAUGAACACUCUCAUAACGCACAUCAUGAAGGACCAUCCAGUCCAGAAGGUCUCACCUCGGGACCAAUGAUAUACUCUCCCUCCACCUUCAACGCUGCUUUUGCGGAACACCAUACUUCCGAUUCUGAAGAGCCUAUUUCACACCGCAUUGAGAUCUCCGAGACGACCGGCGAACGUUUGCUUGCAACGGGUGCGGCGUGGGACUUCAUACAACAUCAUGAGCUAUAUAGGAGGGGCUUGGUGGAUAUAGCGGACGUAUCCGAGAAGUUGAAGGAGAAGGUGGUAUGUAAUGGCGCUGGACCUACCUUUUCGGAGCGAGAUGUCAUACAGGCGGUUGAGGAUAGUGUGGGAGCGGCGGGAGACGAGUUGAUUUGA
This is a messenger RNA of Letharia columbiana, 945 nucleotides long. RefSeq lists its product as uncharacterized. Gene Ontology annotation, molecular function: DNA-binding transcription activator activity, RNA polymerase II-specific; transcription cis-regulatory region binding. The transcript has 3 exons. The coding region runs from base 1 to 945 and encodes 314 amino acids. The record is from RefSeq and is a predicted model, not a curated record. Gene Ontology annotation, cellular component: RNA polymerase II transcription regulator complex. Lineage: Eukaryota; Fungi; Ascomycota; Lecanoromycetes; Lecanorales; Parmeliaceae.